Messenger RNA from Perca fluviatilis (European perch), 1738 nucleotides. RefSeq names its product SPRY domain-containing SOCS box protein 4. Gene Ontology annotation, cellular component: SCF ubiquitin ligase complex. Gene Ontology annotation, molecular function: protein binding. Gene Ontology annotation, biological process: proteasome-mediated ubiquitin-dependent protein catabolic process. The transcript has 4 exons. Lineage: Eukaryota; Metazoa; Chordata; Actinopteri; Perciformes; Percidae. The record is from RefSeq and is a predicted model, not a curated record. Bases 592 to 1455 code for a protein of 287 amino acids.
UUUGUGCGCCUGCGCACUCUGGAAUAAUGAGUCGAUUUGGGUUCUAUUUUAUUUUUCUCUUCUUAUUAUAUAAAAGCCCGAGUUUGAUUCUGUUUUUGUGUUUCGCCAUUUAUGUCUACAUUCAUUACAGAGCGCGAUAAAAAAAAAAGUAAAUUAGAGGGGGGGAAUUAGACGUAUUUGAUAGCUCGUGAUCUCCUCUAAGACAGUGGAUGUAGGCUAGGCUAUUAAUAUCACCAUGGUUUCUUUUCAGUUUCAUAAACACAGGAUCUCCCGUCCUUGUCACUGCAGCUCUGUGUGGCGUCAUUCUGAAGUGAUGGACUGUGCUGUUCCCGUCUCGGAGGUCGUCCCAAAACACAUAGGCUAAUCAAAACACCGGAGCGGGCGGAGGGGUUACGUUACCGAUAAGACCAAGGAGAUGCUUUAUAAGAGACUGGUAGAAACACACUGAUAGACGAUGUCUGGAAACAGCCUGCGUUUAAUGACCACAGAGAAGGAUUCAGCAAAACAUCUGUAAGACGGCAUACAUUUGCUCUGUAGCCUACUUCUGGACAAUUUUGAGUUCUUCUCUGAUGACACUGAUAGACUGUACCAAUGGGUGUCUCACUCUCAGUUUGGCUGUACAGCAGGGCAGACAAAACCCCUUCCUCCUCUUCAUCAGCUUUCCCUCCUCUGGCUGUCCCAACAUCCUCUCGCCUCGCUGUCACUCUGAACUCCUCUCCGGUUGCUCCGAGAGACAGUCGCUCACGCUGGAGCUCAGUCCACUGCUCUCCACACUUCCUGCUGUCUGCCUGCAAACAGGAAGUGACACGUUCACCGGUUGAGAUGAGCAGCGAUGGGGUUAGGGCAGAGAUGGGGGUGAAGAGUGGGCUUCAUGUCUGGGAGGUGCUGUGGAGCCCCAACCACAGAGGGAGUCAUGCCGUCAUGGGCAUUUCCAGGCAGAGCUGCCCUCUGCAGGCCUCAGGGUACAACGUGCUGAUUGGCAUAGACACACAGUCCUGGGGCUGGGAACUCAAAACCAAUCAGCUCUGGCAUGAUGGACAAAGUCUGGGACUUUACCCAGGAAAGAGGAGGGGGUGCCACUCUGAGGCUGUGACACAAUCUUUCACUUCAUCACACACAAAGGUGACACAGACACAUCUCCCCGUCCCUGAGCGCAUCCUACUGGUCCUGGAUGCCGACGCAGGGACUCUGGGAUUUGUUGUUGAUGGCAGCUUCCUCGGCGUAGCUUUCAAAGACCUCCCUCGUGGAGUGGAGCUGUUCCCAGCAGUGAGCAGUGUGAGAGGAGGAGCCAGCAUACGACUACGAUACCUGAACGGUGCCACACGUGAUCCCCCUGCCCUGAUGGCUUUAUGUGGACUGUCAAUUCGGCAGUGUUUAGGGCAACAGAGGCUGAAUCAAAUGGACAAACUGCCUCUAGCCCCUCGUCUCCAGCACUACCUGCUUUCUAGUCAAUAGUGUACACUUAUAUACAUACAAACACAAACAAUAGGAAAGAUUCAGUCAAUCACUGAAGUGUACCAAGAAUGUAUAGAUUUGUAUAUGAAAAAUGAUGUACAUUAUAUAUAUUAAUAUAUAUUAUUAUAGCCAGACAAAUGGAUGUAUUAUCAAUCUUCUUUAUUACAAUAUAAUAUAUAGGCCUACGUAUUUCACUGAAGUUUCAAAGCAUUGUCAGUGAGCUUGGAGAAAUUUUCUUUCUGUUUCUUCCUUUGUGUAUAAAAUAAAUGACUCCCUUUUUGAA